UGCAGCAGCAAUUUUUCUUUCUCCCCAAAACAACUGCGCAUCAGACAGGAAGUGACUGCUCCGAAGUAAAGAACGUUCUUGUGUGUUAUUGCGAAAUUCGUGCAAGUUGCAAAACAAAAACAAAUGGCUUCGCUGCGUGGAACGGUUCCGGUUCUCCUAAAACUCCGCCGCGUCCAGAGCGUCCCCGGGAUGCUCUACCACGCGAACGUGCUGGACCACUACGAAAACCCGCGCAAUGUUGGCUCGAUGGACAAGAAGGACAAAACGGUCGGAACCGGCCUAGUUGGUGCUCCGGCUUGCGGUGACGUCAUGAAGCUGCAGAUCAAGGUCGACGAGAACGGCAAAAUCAUCGACGCCAAGUUCAAAACGUUCGGCUGCGGAUCGGCCAUCGCGUCCAGCUCGCUGGCCACCGAAUGGGUCAAAGGAAAGACCCUGGACGAGGCCAAAAAGCUCAAGAAUACGGACAUUGCGAAGGAGCUGUCGUUGCCGCCGGUCAAGCUGCACUGCUCGAUGCUGGCCGAGGAUGCCAUCAAGGCGGCCCUCGAGGAUUACAAGAAGAAGCAGGACAAGUAGGAAGGGAGCGCAAAGAGUCUAGUGAUUAGGUACAUUACAUUGUAAUUAGAGUGAGUGUGGUUGAUUAUGCAAGAUGGUGUUAUUAAACUUGAUAUCGGUUUGAGAGAGAAAAAUAAAGAGUUGCUUAGAGGAAAA
Messenger RNA from Culex pipiens pallens (northern house mosquito), 708 nucleotides. It is a transcript of the gene IscU, whose product is annotated as iron-sulfur cluster assembly scaffold protein IscU. NCBI's taxonomy places the organism in Eukaryota, Metazoa, Arthropoda, Insecta, Diptera, Culicidae. Gene Ontology annotation, biological process: intracellular iron ion homeostasis; iron-sulfur cluster assembly. The transcript has a single exon. Gene Ontology annotation, molecular function: ferrous iron binding; 2 iron, 2 sulfur cluster binding. The coding region runs from base 124 to 573 and encodes 149 amino acids. The record is from RefSeq and is a predicted model, not a curated record. Gene Ontology annotation, cellular component: mitochondrial matrix; cytoplasm.